Molecule: messenger RNA, 4598 nt
Organism: Geodia barretti
Lineage: Eukaryota; Metazoa; Porifera; Demospongiae; Tetractinellida; Geodiidae
Source: the annotation of a GenBank genome assembly
AAUUGCGCAAGAGUGCCGAUUCAGCACACGACGUGUCUGGAGCUGAGCUGCGUACUCGGGAGAAGCAGGAGAAUGGCUCGCUCUUUCAAGGAAGAAUGCUCCUACCUGGAGAAAAUGUCCGACUACUGCUACAAGAUCAACAAGGGCUUCGUGCCUAACAUGAAAGUUGAGGGACUGUUUUAUGUGAACGAGAGUCUCAAAGGCCUCAUGUAUGAGGAACUGCGACACCACAGUGCAUCUCAAGGUGUUGGUGGGUUUUUACCAGCCGUGAAACAGAUUGGCAAUGUGGCUGCCUUGCCAGGGAUCGUAGGGAAAUCUAUUGGACUGCCCGACAUUCACUCUGGAUACGGUUUUGCUAUCGGAAACAUGGCGGCGUUUGACACAGCGGACCCAUUAGCUGUCGUUUCUCCCGGUGGAGUUGGAUUUGACAUAAACUGUGGAGUGCGUCUUAUCCGGACAAAUCUCACUGAGAAAGACGUCGUUCCUAUUAAAGAGCAGCUGGCUCAGUCUUUGUUUGAUCACAUUCCGGUGGGAGUGGGGUCAAAGGGCAUUAUUCCUAUGGGUGCUCGUGACCUCGAGGAAGCCUUAGAGAUGGGAAUGGACUGGAGUCUCAGAGAGGGCUACGCCUGGGCCGAGGACAAGGAGCACUGUGAGGAGUAUGGGCGGAUGCUGCAGGCUGAUCCGUCAAAGGUGUCCUCACGAGCAAAGAAACGAGGCCUACCACAACUGGGGACAUUGGGUGCGGGGAACCACUAUGCAGAGAUACAAGUCGUGGACGAGAUUUACGACGACCUCGCUGCUUACAGAAUGGGAGUUGAGCAGAAAGGACAGGUGUGUCUGAUGAUCCACUGUGGCAGUCGAGGGCUAGGUCACCAAGUGGCAACGGAUGCUCUGGUGGAGAUGGAGAGAGCGAUGAAGAGAGACAGGAUCCAAGUCAACGAUCGCCAGCUGGCUUGUGCCCGCAUCUCGUCCACCGAGGGACAGAACUACCUCAAAGCCAUGGCGUCUGCUGCCAACUACGCCUGGGUCAACCGCUCUAGCAUGACCUUCCUUGCCAGACAGGCAUUUGCAAAGGCAUUCAAAUCCACUCCGGACGACUUGGACAUGCACGUCAUUUAUGACGUCUCACACAACAUUGCCAAGUUUGAAGAACACAUGCUGGAUGGUAAGCAGAGGAACUUGCUGGUCCAUCGGAAGGGCUCCACCCGUGCCUUCCCUCCACACCACCCUCUCAUCCCCGUGGACUACCAGCUCAUUGGUCAGCCUGUUCUCAUUGGAGGAACCAUGGGAACGUGCAGCUACGUGCUGACUGGUACACAGAAAGGUUUUGAGGAGACGUUUGGGUCGACAUGCCACGGAGCAGGACGAGCACUUUCAAGAGCAAAGUCCAGGCGAACACUUGGGUACGAAGACGUGCUUGAAAAGUUGGAGCAGAAAGGAAUAUCAAUCAGAGUGGCUUCACCCAAGCUUGUCAUGGAAGAGGCUCCAGAGUCAUACAAGAAUGUCACGGAUGUUGUCAAUACAUGUCAUGCUGCUGGUAUUAGUAAGAAAGUCAUCAAACUAAAGCCAAUUGCUGUCAUAAAAGGAUAAAUAAAAAACAUUUUUCUGUGUUUCUGUUUGUUGUUUUGAAAACAUGAGUUGACAGAAAUUUCUGUGUCACGUGACUCUUGGCGCCAAAAUUCAUCGCCCUCCCGAGCUGGCUGGCGGCCCAGCUAGAGCUCUGCGUGUGCUGCUUGCUGCAGUCGUCACCGCUUCGCCUCUGCCGGUGAAAAGGAGCUGCCUACACAGCGUGAAGAAAGCACGAGCUUCUAGCGCUGAGCUGUUGCCACCGCAGAGGUUGCGUAGGGGAUCUGAUGGCUACCCAGUCUACUCGCUCAAAGCCUACCUCCAGAUUGUCUAAGGAGCGAGCCACAUCUUCAAUGGCCGCUCCACGCCUCGACAAGGGGAAAGGUAAAAAGCCAAUCUCCAGUAAGACGACAUCUAAAAAAGGCAAAGCUCCCUCACCGACGGUUGCCACUGACGAGGAAGAGUAUGAGGUGGAAUCUAUUCGAGCCCACCAGUGGUCUGAAGAGUACCAAGAGUACGAGUACCUUCUCAAGUGGAAGGGGUAUGGGGAGGAAGAGAACUCGUGGGUGCUGGCCAGCGGCAUGAACUGCUGGGACCUCCUCCAGUCCUACCUCGGCAAGAAUGUAUUCGUAAACCCCUCCAAUCUCUCCCACACUACCGCAACUCCAGUAGUUCCCCCCAAUUCAGCAUCCUCUUCUUCUUCGACAAAAGCAAAGGUUCACUCGAUGUCCGGCUCCUCGAAAGUUAGGGCCCGUUCGAAAGCAAAGCCGGGGAGGUCGAACCAGCCUGACGAUAGCUCAUUGCCGGCAAAUGACAUUCUCGUGAGUAAUACCCUGCACUCAAAGGGCACGCUACGGCUGCAUUUGUCCGAGCCGACAAGCGGAACCAGCAGGAGACUGUCGUCUUUUUCUCAUCAACACAGACGGGCCACUGAAAAAGACAGGGUCAAGAAGGGUGCCCAUUUUUCAACACCGAAACUCCUACCAUCCUCGUCAGUGAGAUUCAGGGAACAGCAACAGCGACCGAAAUCAGCUUCCUCGCGAAGCAGACAAAAGGUGAAGGACAUACUGAAGCAGAGGAAGGGGAGGAGUGGGGGCGACUUUGUCCUCACCUCUCCAUCCGUGAGCCCUCUCUUGUCGAGUUGCGACGACUCGAGCUCGCUGGUGUCAGACGGUAGUUUCUCUGUCGACGAUUCAUUCCGACUGCAUCUCGAUUCGGACGAGGACAGCAGUGUCUCUGGGAACCGUAGUAGUCUGUCUGGAGAGACGCCGCUUCCUUCCUUGGAACAGCCUCCCAUGGUAAAAGGCCACUCAAGGGUUCAGAUAAACGUCUGCUCUUCGCGGAUAAAGCGCACGUUGAACGGGCUCAACCACUCGGUGCUUCAGCGGAACAACAGAGUGGAGACAAUCGGGAAGAGCCUACUACCCAAUGGCCACACUGCAAACGACAAGAAUGUGGUCUUGAACGGCCAUGCUGCAAAUGGCAAGAAACUGGUCUUGGGCGGCCACCCCAUGAACAGCAAGAAAGCGGUCUUGAACACCCACGCUGCAAACGGCAAGAUGGUCGUCUUGAACGGCCGCACACCAAACGGCAAGAAGGUUGUCUUGAAGAAAAAGAAUGGGAUCGUUUGCCACACUCCCACCUCGACCACCCAGUCCACUGCCACCGAGAACUCGUCUGACAGCGAGUCCUGGUCCAAGAGACGGCUGCGGAAACGAGCACAUUCCUCCUCACCCACUCCCUCACUAGAGCUAGUCCCUUCGAGUGGCUCUAGCACCUCUGGCAGUGGAGGUCACGCUGAAGUCUCCUCCACCACCUCUUCCUUGAAUGCAAAGGCCUACCUCACUCCGACGUUUAGUUUGCCCCCCACGCCACCGCCCCAACCUUCUCUCCUACAAACAGUCCAACUAUCUUCUCCGACUACAGCCCCAGUGUCGUUAGACCCAGUGUACUCCCAGCCACUGAUCCCUAACCCGGAGUAUCAACAGGAGCUCCUGGAGUGGCAGUUCAUGCUCAACCAGCAAUGCCGGAAAAACGAGGCCUUCAUUCUCGUAGAGAAUCGCAUCGACCAGGCUCCAAUCCCGUGGACCUUCAAGUACAUCACAUCCAACCUGUACGGAGAAGGGGUCCCGAACCCGCAGAGUUCCGAAGUCGGGAGCACGGUGUGCGGAUGCAACUGCUACCUCAUGGGGAAAAAGUGCAGCCCCAAGAACCAGUACUGCUGUCCGAAAAUGGCCGGAGCAGAGUUCCCUUACUCCCUCGCCGGGAAGAUCAGGUUACCGCCGGGGAACCCAAUCUACGAAUGCAACUCUCGCUGCAACUGUCCGCAGGACUGCAUCAACCGCAUCGUGCAAUGUGGACGAAAGAUCAACAUGUGCAUCUUCCGCACGCCCAACGGUCGGGGUUGGGGAGUCAAGACAAUGGAGCCGAUAAAACCAAACACAUUUGUGACGGAGUACGUAGGGGAGGUGGUUACGACGGAGGAGGCGGAGAGGCGCGGGGAGCUCUACGACCAGGAGGGCAGGACCUAUCUCUUUGACCUCGACUUCAACUGCGAUGACAACGCUUUCACCAUAGACGCUGCACACUACGGCAACAUCUCCCACUUCUUCAAUCACUCUUGCAAUCCAAACCUGAGGGUCUACUCAGUCUGGAUCGACACGCUGGACGAGAGGCUCCCUCGCAUCGCCUUCUUCUCCACACAGAACAUCAGCACAGGUCAGGAGCUGACCUUUGACUACCAGAUGAACCAAGACGAACAGGGUCAGGUGGAGUGCCUCUGUGGGGAGGCCAACUGCUGUGGGUACUUGUACUGAAGAGGGUGUACAAUAGGCUAUUCAGGUUAUUAUGAGGGUUGUAUUUAUGGACAUGUACACAUGUUUGUCUCUUCGGGUGUAUGCUGGUAAAUGGUGCGAGGAUUGUUACUGUCUCCUAUCUCUUUGCACUUUUGUAUGUACUAUCAUUGCUUUUUAUGCUGCGGUCUACUUGUCACGUGAAAUUUGUUCCAUCAUGCCAAAUCAAAACUGAGAUUC